CAGCCUGGCGGUGGCCGGCCGCAGGAGCUCCACGUCCUCUUCUCCCUCCCCAACACCCUAAUCCACUCCAUUUCCCUGCUCCGAACACGGCACGGCUCCUCUCCCACUCCCAUCCUCCUCUCUCCAAUGGCGCUCGCCUCCACCACCGCCUCCCGGCUCAUCAGCCGCCGCCUCGCCGCUCCCCUCCCGCCUCUUCCUUCCUCUUCCUGCGCCGCGCCGCGAGGAGGAGCCAGGGCAGGGCCGCGCCGGUUCGCGGUGCGCUGGGAGGGCAGGCCGAGGGCGCUCCUGGGAGGAUUUUCCGACGCCGACGAAGAUGCAAGCGACGACGAGGACGAGGAGGAUGGCCCCGGCGCGCUUAGCGGUGGGCCGCCGAGGCAGGAGCAGGAGUGUGAGGACGUCAUCGAGCUCGCCGCCGCUGCCUUCUCCGGGCCCGAGCGCUGGGACGUGCUCGGACUCGGCCAGGCCAUGGUUGACUUCUCAGGCAUGGUGGAUGAUGAAUUCCUCGAGAGACUGGGCAUAGAGAAGGGUACUAGAAAAGUCGUUAACCAUGAGGAGAGGGGACGGGUCUUGCGUGCCAUGGAUGGCUGCACCUACAAGGCCGCUGCCGGAGGCUCACUGUCCAACUCGCUUGUGGCUCUAGCAAGGCUUGGUAGUAGUCGGGCCAGCAGCUACCCUGAGCUUAGAAUAGCAAUGGCCGGCAGUGUGGGCAGUGACCCACUUGGUAGUUUCUAUAGGCAAAAGUUGCAUCGUGCGAAUGUGCAAUUCUUGUCCAAGCCGGUCAAAGAUGGGACUACUGGGACCGUGAUUGUUCUAACAACUCCAGAUGCACAGCGAACUAUGCUUGCAUACCAGGGUACAUCUUCAACUUUGGCUUACGAUUCGGAUUUGGCAGAGAUAGUAUCCAAGUCAAAUCUACUGAUAGUGGAAGGGUACCUAUUCGAAUUUAGUCAUACAAUUGAAGCCAUCAAGCAGGCAUGUGAAGAUGCUAAGAAGAAUGGUGCACUUAUUGCUGUUUCGGCAUCAGAUGUGUCAUGCAUCAAGCGUUGCCACAGUGAUUUUUGGGAUAUCGUAGGAAACUAUGCAGACAUACUGUUUGCCAAUGCCAACGAAGCAAGGGCAUUCUGCGAGCUAACCUCGGAAGAGAGCACCGUGUCAGCGGCGAGAUACUUGAGCCAUUCUAUCCCUCUAGUGUCUGUUACCGAUGGUAUGCACGGUUCCUACAUUGGUGUGAAAGGCGAAGCAAUAUACAUCCCUCCGCCGGCCUGUAUACCUGUGGACACCUGCGGAGCUGGUGAUGCAUAUGCAUCAGGAAUCCUGUACGGUAUCCUCCGGGGCGCAUCAGACUUGAAGGGCAUCGGCCUGCUGGCUGCGCAGGUAGCUGCUGUGGUUGUGGGGCAGCAAGGCACGCGACUAAGGGUUAAGGAUGCUGACAGAUUGGCCGAAUCGUUUGAGUUCCACCUUGACAACCUGGAGUUCUGUUCAGAUGCUGGAACAGACCAGGUUCCCAACUUAUGAUAUUUCCUCCCCCUCAAGUCCCAGGUCCUCGACAAACGGCGGCGAUGGGAACUGCCGAGGGCCGAAGCGGGUCGUGCCCCCUUCUCUAGAAGAUCACUUAAGCGAUUGCUUAGUUUUACCACUCAGACUCAGGUUCUAUAUAAAAUGCUAAACCAGCACCUCCUUCCAAAAGCAUGCCAACAGAUACCACAGGUCCUAGCUAGGCACAUUCACUUGUACAUAGCAUUUCAUUCCUUUAGCCCUAGCUCGUCGUCAGCCCUCUCGGCCUCUGUCAGCACUUACAUUUUUGCACCGGAAGGAUGCUACAUAGUACUCCCUCUGUUCCGAAAUAUAAGACCUUUUAGAAAUUUGACUAUAGACUACAUACGGAGUAAAAUGAACGAACCUACACUCUAAAAUAUGACUACAUACAUCCGUAUGUGGUAUAUAGUGGAAUCUCUAAAAUGUCUUAUAUUUAGGAACGGAGGGAGUACAUGAUACAUGGGUAUUUUUAUUUCAAAAGGGGAACAUGAUAUCAUACGUUUGGCUGUAAUGUAAUGCACAGUCGAAAGACAAAUGCCAUCUUGGUCUAGAAUGUGAAUAAACUUCUUUCGGCAGCA
Hordeum vulgare subsp. vulgare (domesticated barley) is the source of this 2114-nucleotide messenger RNA. RefSeq lists its product as uncharacterized. Gene Ontology annotation, molecular function: kinase activity. NCBI's taxonomy places the organism in Eukaryota, Viridiplantae, Streptophyta, Magnoliopsida, Poales, Poaceae. The transcript has 5 exons. The record is from RefSeq and is a predicted model, not a curated record. The coding region runs from base 127 to 1515 and encodes 462 amino acids.